Messenger RNA from Durio zibethinus, 1757 nucleotides. RefSeq names its product polyadenylate-binding protein-interacting protein 9-like. Lineage: Eukaryota; Viridiplantae; Streptophyta; Magnoliopsida; Malvales; Malvaceae. Gene Ontology annotation, molecular function: RNA binding. The record is from RefSeq and is a predicted model, not a curated record.
UCCAAAUUUCUCCCUAAUUUUUCUCUUUCUUUGAUCAUUCAUUUCAGUUCCUUCAAAACCCUAAUUCUUUUACUUUCCUUUUCUCUAUCUUUUUUUUUUUUUUUAUAAAUAAUUUGAGAUAAUUUUAUCUAUUUAAUUUACACAUCCAAAAGGAAAAAAAGGAAACCCAAUCUGCAUUUUCACCAUAUUUCCGUUUAUAGACAAAUUGUUUAUUGUUAGGCAUCAGCAAUCAUAAAAAAAUGUUCAUAUUUUCCAUCUAAAGCUCUCAACUUUCUUGCUCUACAGUAAGAAAGAAGAAAUAAGAGAACAACUUUACAAAAGCAAAUUCCCAGUUCUUCUUAUCAUUUGCUUUUUUUUUUUUUUCUUGUGUGCCGGGUUUGGGGCUUUGAUUCUAUGGCUGCAGUUGCUGACAAGUCAGGUGAGGCAGCAGCAGCUGCUGCUAAUAACACCAACAACAAUUUGGUGGUGGAAACAGCUAAAUCAGAAGAAAAGGAAUUCAAUGUGCAAAAGCUGGUUGAUAUGUUCACUAAGUUGAAUCCUUUGGCCAAAGAAUUUUUCCCAUCAUCUUAUCAUCAUAAUCAGACCAAAAAUAUUGAUAAUUUUAAUCAGGUGCCUUUUAAUAAGCAAUCAGAUGGGAAUGAGAAUUACUCCAACAGAAGGAAAAGAAAUAACUUCAACCAGGGUAGAAGAAGGCUUAAUGGUAGAGCUUUUCGAACUCAAAGAGAUGAUAGUAUUAGGCGAACAGUAUAUGUUUCCGAUAUUGAUCAGACUAUUACUGAGGAGCGACUUGCUGACUUAUUUAGUAAUUGUGGACAAGUUGUUGAUUGCCGAGUUUGUGGUGAUCCACAUUCUGUUCUCCGCUUUGCAUUUGUGGAAUUUGCAGAUGAAGAAGGAGCAAGAGUUGCUUUGAACCUUGGUGGGACAAUGCUAGGGUUUUAUCCAGUUAGGGUCUUGCCUUCAAAAACUGCCAUCCUUCCUGUGAACCCUACAUUUCUCCCUAGGUCAGAAGAUGAAAGGGAAAUGUGUUCCAGGACUGUUUAUUGUACAAAUAUUGACAAGAAGGUUUCUCAUGCUGAAGUGAAGACUUUCUUUGAAUCAGCCUGUGGUGAGGUCACUCGUCUGAGGCUUUUAGGGGAUCAAGUGCAUUCAACCCGUAUUGCUUUUGUUGAAUUUGCCAUGGCGGAAAGUGCCAUAAUUGCACUGAAUUGUAGUGGGAUGGUGCUAGGAACCCAGCCCAUCAGGGUAAGUCCUUCAAAGACACCUGUGAGGCCGCGAGUUACCCGUUCAACAUUGCAUUAACCGAUCAACCAAGCCUUUUAAGAUCCUAGGAUGGAAUUGGGUGACUUCCCAAUGGAGAGAAACUUUGUUGUGUUGAAGGGAUGGUGAAACUUUCCUUGUUUCCUUAUCUCCAUCUUUUCUGUCGCAACAGUUGCUUUUUUUUUUCUUUUAUAUAUCUUUGACUGAAGAUAUCGUGACCAUGCUUCGGAAUGAAGCUUGACCUUGAGAAUUUUUUUACCUUAUUCCAUCCCUUUGCUUUGACAAUGUCAUGUUGAGUUUCUUCGAUUCUGGUUUCCAUAUAUUUCUAAUGAUGGUUAUAGGCAUGCUGAUUAGGUGGAGAAUGGAGAUAGCUGGCAAGUUAGCUAGAGAACUGGUGCAGGUCUACUGUCUUUAGGAAGGACACCGGAUCAAAUUCCUCCAAAAAUACUAGAAAUUUGGAAAUAAAUUUUUUUUUUUUUUUUUUUGGUAUAAAGGCCGCA